Lates calcarifer (barramundi perch) is the source of this 4842-nucleotide messenger RNA. RefSeq names its product iduronate 2-sulfatase (gene ids). The record is from RefSeq and is a predicted model, not a curated record. Lineage: Eukaryota; Metazoa; Chordata; Actinopteri; Centropomidae. Gene Ontology annotation, molecular function: iduronate-2-sulfatase activity. Bases 132 to 1892 code for a protein of 586 amino acids. The transcript is spliced from 14 exons.
UGAUAAUCAGGAAGUUAUUUAAAGACGACAGCUACACGCUUACUUGUUUGGGUGCUAUACAGUGCCAAGAAGGCAGAAGCUGUGGAGGAACUGGAUCAUACCGUGUGUUUUGGCGUCUACACGAAACCAAAAUGUACAUAUGUGUCCGAACAUGGAUUCUCCUCCUGGUUCUCUACACACUGACACCCGCUGCUGUCGCGAGAAGAGAGAGGAUAAAUGUCCUCCUCGUCAUGGCAGAUGAUUUGCGGACAUCACUGGGCUGCUACGGAGACUCUGUGGUAAAAUCACCAAACAUUGAUCAACUGGCGUCCAAAAGCCAAGUUUUUCUCAAUGCAUAUGCACAGCAAGCUGUGUGCGCUCCGAGUCGUACGUCCAUGUUAACCAGUCGCAGACCAGAUACAACCAGGCUCUAUGACUUCAACUCCUACUGGAGAGUCCAUUCAGGAAACUACACCACUCUUCCACAGUACUUUAAAUCCAGAGGGUACUACACCAUGUCUGUGGGCAAGGUAUUUCAUCCAGGUAUCGCUUCUAACCACUCUGAUGACUACCCAUACAGCUGGUCCAUCCCUGCCUACCACCCGGCUUCAUUUCAAUUUGAAAAACAAAAGAUGUGUAAAGGAGAGGAUGGUAAACUCCACGCCAACUUACUGUGUGCAGUGAAUGUGACAGAGCAGCCUGGGGGAACCCUCCCUGACAUGGAGAGCACAGACGAGGCAGUGAGGUUACUGAAGAGUCGCGCCAACGAUGAUGUUCCUUUCUUCCUAGCUGUGGGCUUUCACAAACCACACAUACCCUUCAGGAUACCACAGGAGUACCUGAGCCUGUAUCCCAUAGAACAAAUGACCCUGGCCCCUGACCCUGAUGUCCCCAGAUCUCUUCCUCCUGUGGCCUACAACCCAUGGAUGGACGUGAGAAGGAGAGAUGAUGUCCAAAAAUUAAACAUCAGCUUUCCUUAUGGACCAAUUCCUAAAGACUUCCAGCUGCGAAUCCGUCAGCACUACUACGCUGCUGUGUCCUAUAUGGACGCUCAGGUUGGGAGGCUGCUCAGUGCUCUUGACAAGCUCGGGCUGGCUGACAGCACUAUGGUGGUGUUCACCUCAGAUCAUGGCUGGUCAUUAGGAGAACACGGUGAAUGGGCAAAAUACUCUAAUUUUGAUGUGACAACACGUGUCCCUCUCAUCUUUUAUGUUCCUGGCGUCACCACCUUCCUUGAUUGGCCGGGAGAGUCUGUGUUCCCCUUUAUUGAUGUCCUAACUCAAUCAGAGUACAGCUUUAAGAAUGACAAGGUUAUAAGGAAUAUGGUGGAGUUGGUGGAUGUUUUUCCUACAGUCUCCUACAUGGCCGGUCUCAGAGCACCUGAACCGUGUGCUGAUGUUUCUUUCCAGGAGGAGCUGUGUACAGAAGGAGACAACCUGGCCCACACUUUCCAACAUGCAGAAAGAAGAGAGGACGAGGAAGCAAUAUCUUUUAGCCAGUACCCUCGACCUGCUGAUACUCCACAGGUGAACUCUGACCUGCCUGACCUUAAAGACAUAAAGGUCAUGGGUUACUCUCUACGCUCCUGGGACUACAGAUACACACUCUGGCUGGGAUUUAACCCUGAGACGUUUCAGGUGAAUGUAUCAGAUGUCCAUGCUGGAGAGUUGUACAUGUUGGCAGACGACCCCAGGCAGGACAACAAUGUCUACAGUGACUCUGACCACAGUGUGAUGAUGAAGAAGAUGGCCAGCCUGCCUCAUCAGGUGAGCCUCUAUGCGGAGCCAGUGCAGUCCCUGCCUGAUGUAUCGGACCAGCUCAGUCAUGCUGCUCUGCUGACUCAGCGGCUCCAUCACAGAGUCCAGCUCCUGGAAGAAAUCUACAGGAGGGCGAGGGAGAGACACAGUUACUGAGGCAUCAAGAGAAAAGUCAGCUCCACGUAACAAUGCGGAACAAAAAACAAAGGAAAGAAACGUAUCAUUAAUAGUACGUAUAAACUAUAUUACAGACCAUCUCGUCUUCAGAGAUUCCUACAGGUGUCUCUCUGCUCUUUUCUAUAUCUUCUACAUCAUUACACAUCUUUUGCUUAUUUAGUGCACAGAGCCUCUACUCUCUUUUUUGUGUGUUUGCCUGUGUCAGCGCUGCAUAAAUAACACAGAUAAGACUUACAAAAUAGCCUUUGUCAGAUCUUCAGGCUCUAGCGGACGCUUUGGUGUCUGCCUGUUUAUUUGUGUGAUAAAAUCACAAGCAAAACAGGGGAAAUGAAAGCCGUACAACCCUGACAAAAUGAUCUGUUGGUUUGAUGUGUCCAGUGGGCCUCACAAGAUCAACACGACACCCACAUACUCACAGGCUGCAGCUGAGCUAUGGCAGCCACACUUCAGUCUACAGCAACUUUACAAUGCUGCCAGUGUUCAUGGUUGGAGCCAUCGACAAGGUCCAAGUGGAGAACUGGCUGUGAGCGAAUAAUGUCUUUUUACAUUACAACAGAGAGAUACUUUCAUGUGUUGUGUGGAUACAGGUCAGCUCAGUUAUCUUAUCUGUGAAGUGACAUGGACUUAAAGUAGAUUGUUUCCAGCUCUGGCUGCUCAAACUCCUCUUAGUGCUCACCACUUUGUUCUUUGUCACAGUCCUCUAAUUGCAGUGGAAACCCAAUGACUACCACAUAUUGCUUUAUGUGUAUAGCACAAAAAGAGGAAGAAAACAGUGUGUUUGUCUUAAUAAACACAACAAACAUUUGUUAAAUGUCUAUACUGAAUGGACCUGCAAUACAUUCACUUAGACUGUAUUUUGGUUGUUUUUCAAAAUCCAGUUGUGGAAACUAAAGCCCAAUCAAUGUUUGUAUGGUUGUGUGAAUGCAAAUUGAACCACUUAGUUAAGGUUGGAAGAAAGUCAUGGUUUUGGUUUAAUGCUGAUAAAAAAAAAAAAAUAAAAAAAAAAAAUCAAACCUGGACCAUGUUUACCUUAAAGUCCUGUAAUAUAUCAACACUGGUCACCUCCCAUGACUGGAAGGGAGUGGGAAAAACACAUUGCCAGUAAUCAUAAUUCAUACAGCAAUUACAUGUCCUUGAAAACAUAUUUGGCAAAACCAAUUAGCAGGAGAUGAAUGUCAUCUAGCAGACAAGGUUAAUGUUUAAAAAAAAGACUUCAGCCAACUGUUUGGUCACCUGAGUGAGGAUCUGAGGAGCAUUUAGCUUCUUUAGACUGAGAAGUUGCAGGUUCAGCCUUGACAUGAGUGAAUAUCUUGUCCACCACCUGUGUGUACUGAGUGCAGCCUGAAGGCUCCUGUCUCUCUCAUGAACUUGUCCUCAACUGUCCUUGCUUUCUUAAGUGUAUUUCUUGAAGAAAGAAAUUUUAUUUAGAUUUUAUUUUUCAUCUACUCCUCAUUAAACUCUUUAUUCAUUAAACACAUAUUAUAACAAGAAAAUGACAACCAAGCAAGGACUUUUUUCUGGCCAGUUUUGAAUACUGUAGUUUUAUUAUAAUUACAGGACUGUAGCUACUACUGGGGACACAUGGGUCAUGUCUUCAGUAAUGUUUUAUGAAGUGAAGUUUCUACAGUACCACUGUUACAGAAAUAUUACACAUGUUGGGUUUUUAGGGCUGAUCCUGGUGGUUUUUACACUUAAUAUCUUGGCAGUUACAGGCAAACCAUAAUGUUGAACCCAGAUAUUCAGGACAUCACGAUGCAGGAAGGUAAUAUUUGUAGAAUAUGUAAUAGAGCAGUUAAAUGGAUAAAUAAAAUGUGAAAAUUUAAGAGUUCAGUAUUCUAGCUACUUAUCUAUGCCUUCCUCCAUGUGCUCUUAUAAACCCUCCAGGGUCCAUCUGUGUUACAGUGCAUGGCUCAGCAACAGGAAUUGAACAUAAGGAGCACAAUCACCACACAAUAGAUAGUUACAGGUUUUCUUUCUCCUCCCAAUCGCUUCUGCUGGAAAACUGAAUUGAUCAGCCUCUAAAGACAAUGGAGCGGAUGGCUCUGAGCCAGACAGGCUACAGCUCAGAUAAACCACAGCCAGCAGAGACAAGUUGUAACAGAGUGUGACGCAGGAGCAUCAUGCUGAAAAACAGGUAAACACAGGGUCCUAAAAUAACUAAAGAACUGAGUGAAAAUAUGUGGAAUUCUGACGGUAUUAACGGUGCUGUGGAGUGCAGUGUGGAGGCCAUCUGGGCUCAGUUCAUCUGUCAUCUUAUCAUCUGCCUUCAGCUCGCUGGUUCUGCCCUCCACUUGGCAGGGCUUCCUACUGCACAGCUGGCUUUACAAUCUCUCUCUCUGUCUCUCUCCUUCACUCACACUCUCAUGUGUUUGUACACUGCAGCAUGUGUGUGUGUGUGUGUGUGUAUUUGCAGGCAUAUUUGCAUGUGUGGUUGUUUAUCUGACUCAAGGUGUGUGUAAACCUAUGAUAUAUGGACCAUUUUGACAGGGAUUAUCAAAUUAUUACAGUUUCUUUACUGCAGUCUGCCAACAAUAUAAAGAUAUUUGACCCACUGACAAGACACUGGAGCAUCAUUUUACCAGAAAUUAUAGAGCAGAAUAUAUCCCAGUGUAUGUGAAUGCAGGUGUGUAUAUGUGUAGUAGUGUGUAUGUUGUUACACUAAGUUAUGAGGAGGACAAUGUUAAUCCCUGUGGACUGUAGAUGUGGAUUUUGUGAAAAACACUGGAAGUCUUUUUACCCUAUUUUUUUCUAAUGUGUUGGUAAUAUAUUAUUAUGGGAGGAUAUAUGUUAUUUUAUGUCAGAAUCAUACACUAAGAUUACAUGUCAUGUAUCAGAAAAUAUCUAUUUUUUGAGAAUAUUUAUUGUGGCUGGUUCCUUGUGUGUCAUAAAUUAUGAAUUUCAAGUCUGAAAAAUAAAACUUUAAACUUUC